Molecule: messenger RNA, 3918 nt
Organism: Etheostoma cragini (Arkansas darter)
Lineage: Eukaryota; Metazoa; Chordata; Actinopteri; Perciformes; Percidae
Gene: gatad2b
Product: GATA zinc finger domain containing 2B
Exons: 12
Coding region: 224-2374 (716 amino acids)
Biological process (GO): negative regulation of transcription by RNA polymerase II
Cellular component (GO): NuRD complex
Molecular function (GO): sequence-specific DNA binding
Source: RefSeq, a predicted model, not a curated record
AACGAAGGACCAUUCAGCUGUCUGUCUGGGCUUCACGGAGUGACUGCCGGACCAAUGAGCUGUCUGUCUGGCUGCACCUAGGGGGUGAGCGUCUGCCUAGGCCCAAUCAGCGGCUCAGUGCUGCCUGCCGGUGCCGGGAACUGGUGGUAAGGAGCCGCUGCAGCGUCAGGAUCGGACCGUGAACCCGGAGACGGUACACAUUGAGGCGAAAAGGAGACACAGGAUGGAGCGGAUGUCUGAGGAGGCGCUAAGGCUCAACCUGCUAAAGCGAGGCCUGGAGUCACCCAGCGAGCGAGAGGAGGCGCUGGCCAAGCGCCUUAAAAUGGAGGGCCACGAGGCCAUGGAGCGCCUGAAGAUGCUGGCGCUUCUUAAACGCAAGGACCUAGCUGACCUGGCAGCCCUUGAGGUUGCAGGGCCCCUGGGAGACGGAAAGGGUCCCGGAGCCAGCAGCCUCCACCACCAGAGCCUAAUGGGGGCUGCUUAUGAGGAGAAACUGAAUGGGAGUCUGAGGCUGGGAGGCCACGGCAGCCAUAUUGGACCCAGUAAGAAUGGGAAGGAAAACAUCAUGGAUGAGCCGGUGGAUAUGAGCGCUGGGAGAAGAUGUGAUGCGGACCAUGACAGACGAACUCCGUCUCCAGAUGUUAUCAUCCUGUCAGACAACGAGGCAUCCAGUCCCAGAACAACUCCUCGCCCUGAGGAACGCCUGCACCAGGCCAACCUGGACAUGUUUAAGGGGAAGACGGGAGAAGAGAGGCAGCAGAUGAUCAAAGCUCUGAGAGAGGAGCUGCGUCUGGAGGAGGCGCGGCUGGUCCUGCUCAAGAAGCUUCGACAGAGUCAGAUGCAGAAGGAGAAUGUGGUGCAGAAGGUCCCCGUGGUUCAGAACGCUGCAUCCUCUGUGCAGCCUCCUCCUAUCCACAACUCUCCUGGCCUGGGCAAGCUGCCUGUUAGGCCGGGCCUGCACAACCCUGAGCCCCAGAACCUACGCAAUGCACAGGGUCAUACAGUCAUCAGGUCAGCAGCCAAUGCCAGCCUGCCCCCCAUGCUUAUGUCACAGCGAGUAAUAGCCCCUAAUCCUUCCCAGCUGCAGGGCCAGAGGGUUUCCUCUAAGACUGGGAUGUCUCGCUCCAGCUCCAGCAGCAUGGCCAAUGCCGUGAGCUACCAGCAGGUACAUGUGUUGAAGCAGCAGCGCUGUAUGGGUUUGACCAAUCAGCAACAGUCAUCCCUGCAAACCCCACCCCGAAAAUUCCUGUAUUUUCAGAAAGUACUACCCCACGAGCCAGACGUGGACUGGGCCAAAAAUUGGCCCUGGCAUUUUGGCCCAGACCGGCCAACCACAAUCGAUCACACAAAUGCCAGCCAGCAGGUGGCAGCUUCCCAGCGCUCAGGUUCGAGUGCCAUGUACAUGAACCUGGCCCACAUGCAAGCAGCAGGGGCCGGUGGGGUGGCAGGUGGACUGGGCGGAGCUUCGGCUGUCAGCCCGUCCACCAUGUCCAGCUCGGCUGGCGGAGGGGUGAGCUCCAUGGCCGACCAGGCCAGCAGCCAGGCGGCGGCUAAGCUGGCCCUGAGAAAGCAGCUGGAGAAAACCCUGCUGGAGAUCCCUCCACCCAAACCCCCCGCCCCACUCCUCCACUUUCUGCCCUCUGCCGCCAACAGCGAGUUCAUCUACAUGGUGGGCCUGGAGGAGGUGGUUCAGAGUGUGCUCGACAGUCAGGGUAAACUCAGAGGGCCGCUGGGCCGCAUGGAGCCUUUCUUUUGCGCCCAAUGCAGAACCGACUUCACCCCCCACUGGAAGCAAGAGAAGAGCGGGCGAAUUCUCUGUGAGCAAUGCAUGACUUCCAAUCAGAAGAAAGCUCUGAAGGCAGAGCACACCAACAGGCUGAAGAACGCCUUUGUGAAGGCCCUGCAGCAGGAGCAGGAGAUUGAACAGAGGCUGCAGCAGCAGGCGGCCCUCUCCCCCAGCUCGGCCCCAACCGGCCCAAACGCCUCCAAGACUGACUCCAUGAUCCGACAUCAUGCACUCCGUCAGGCUCCCCAGCCUCAGGCCUCCCUGCAGCGAGGUCUGUCCAACUCAGCGCGAGGUGUCCUGUCCAACUUUGCCCAGGCCUCCCAGCUGUCAGUGGCCAGCAGCCUCAUGGGAAUGACUAGUGCCAAGCACUGUGGCAGCGGUGGAAGCAGCAGCAGCAGUAGCAGCAAUAGACUGCAACAUGACAGCCGUCGCCAGAUCUACAACAUCCCAGGGUUAAAUAUUGCCUAUCUGAACCCAGCGGCAGUUGGAGCCCAUAAGAGCUCCAGCUUAGCAGACCGGCAGAGAGAGUACCUGUUGGACAUGAUUCCGCCUCGAUCCAUAUCGCAGUCCAUCACCGGACAGAAAUGAGCCCUGCCCAGCUUCCCUGUUCCUCAGACCCCCCUCCCAUCCUGCCAACCCCUCCCCAUACUAAAGCACUCCUAGAUUGAACCACAUCCCCACCCCAUACCCCCAUCGCAUGCAGUGCCUGUCCGUGUGCCUACCUUAAACCAACCCAUGAAAACCCACCGGUCGGACAAAGACACUGAAGUUUCAGUGCAUCUCAAAUGUUAUUAUAGUAAAAAUCUUCUUCGUCAGCGUUGUUUAACAAUUAUAAUUCCCAUUAUUAUCGCUGUUGGUAGCACUAUUAUUAUACCUGCAACUACGAUUUUUGCUUCAGUUACGAUAACUCAUUAUGCUUUUUUCUUUUAUAAGUGUUUCUCUGCUGUUUUCCUUUACUUUGAGCAGUGACAGUGAAUCAUUGUAGGGCCACUUUAGGCCAUGAUCAUAUAGGAAUAUUUUUUUCUCAAUUCAAUUAUAAAGCUUAGAUGUGACUAUUGCUAGUAACAGAAGAUCAACAGGGUGCAUUCUGGUUGCUAUGCAACAUAAAGUUUAACAACUUUGAAGCUUUGUUAAAAAGUGUUAGCUCGCUAACUUGGAGUAACAAAGUGGGAAACAUGAAUGGGAACAGAAACGGGCAGAGCACCCACACAUGUAUCAUCUUGUCAAAAGGGCCGGCUCCGACAUGUUCAACCUGGAGUUUGGGGCAGCUUCACCAAUUCUGAGGGGACAUCCUGCUACCAUCAGAGCUUAUUCACUGGAAAAUAACUGAGAAAAGGUGCAGAUGUGUACAAAUGAGAAUGUUAUGGGAUCAGAGUUUGGGAAACCUUUUCCUUUGCCCUUGUCAGUUUCGACCAUUCCCCAUCAAAAGGUCAUCGUCAUUUCAGAUGUCAGCCUCUCCUGCUACAGAGUUUAACAGCUAACAUGUGGAUUGUAACUGUUACUUGUAGUUGUACUAUCAGGGCUGACAAACGCAGCUACGUCCUGACGGCACCUCCAGCGGACCAACAGUUAAUAUAAACUCCAGCAAGGAGGGGGCUGGCAGGCCGGAGGACUUCAUUGACAAACACACCGGGUAUUUACAGGAGGAUGAUGGUGUCCACUUAGAGAGAAUCAAGUUGAUUUUCCCUCCCAUCUCACUACCUGACCCCCCAUCCACCUAGUUACCUUUGGUUAUCCGGUAUGCACAAACUGAACCCGUUUUACCCAGCAGCUCAUCUUGGCAUCACGCGUUCUUUAAGAGAGUGAAAAAUAACUCAAAAUCUGAAGGCGGAAGCACAUUUUAUGCAUCCAAACCACAGAUUCUGUACCUAGAAACUUAGAAAUCUAAGUUCCUUUUCUUGUUAUAUUUGGGUUUUUAGAUUGUUUUCUGAUUGUUGAACCCCCUCCCAACCCACCCAACCUUUACUGCUUCUUUUUUUUGUCAUUUGUUUGUUUUGCGGCGUCUCCUCAUGAAAUGGUGGCAUACCUGAGAGGUAUUAGUCCCCGGAGACGAUAAUAAUCACCAUAGCUAAAAAACUGAAACUAUUGAAAUAUCUGUAUGGAUUAUGUAUAGAUACCUAGCUUCAGAGGGA